CGGAGCCUGUGACCGAGUGGGAGUGGAGUGGAGCGGCCGUUGUUGCCGACUCUUUCCUCCUCCCCACGGUCCAGUCAGCGGUUGAUUAGGCCAUCGGCCCUCAAGCCGAAACUUGUCUCUUAUUUAGUUCUGGGGAGCGCCUGGCCGACAUGAGUGAUGUAGAGGAGAACAACUUCGAGGGCAGAGAGUCUCGCUCUCAGUCAAAAUCUCCAACGGGAACUCCUGCUCGUGUAAAAUCGGAGAGCAGGUCAGGAUCUCGUAGUCCAUCAAGGGUUUCCAAACACUCAGAAUCCCAUUCUCGAUCAAGAUCAAAAUCCAGGUCGAGGUCGAGGAGGCAUUCUCAUAGACGUUACACUCGAUCCAGAUCCCAUUCUCACUCUCAUAGGAGACGAUCUCGAAGUAGGUCAUAUACACCAGAAUACCGGCGUCGAAGAAGCCGAAGUCAUUCUCCAAUGUCUAACCGGAGAAGACAUACAGGCAGCAGGGCAAAUCCAGAUCCCAACACUUGUCUUGGAGUGUUUGGCCUCAGUUUAUACACAACUGAGAGAGAUCUUCGUGAAGUAUUUUCUCGAUACGGACCAUUGAGUGGUGUCAAUGUGGUUUAUGAUCAGCGAACUGGACGAUCACGAGGAUUUGCUUUUGUUUAUUUUGAAAGAAUAGAUGACUCAAAGGAGGCUAUGGAAAGGGCAAAUGGAAUGGAGCUGGAUGGUAGAAGAAUUCGAGUGGAUUAUUCUAUUACCAAGAGAGCUCACACACCUACACCCGGCAUCUACAUGGGCCGACCAACUCAUAGUGGCGGUGGCGGUGGUGGAGGUGGUGGUGGAGGUGGAGGCGGUGGCCGGCGUCGAGACUCUUACUAUGAUAGAGGAUAUGAUCGUGGGUAUGACAGAUAUGAAGACUAUGAUUACCGGUACAGAAGAAGAUCACCUUCUCCUUACUAUAGUCGGUACAGGUCACGAUCGAGAUCUCGUUCCUACAGCCCAAGACGCUAUUGAUAUACAGAAUGGUUGCAGAUGAGGACAUCUUUUUCUGUGUGUGUGUGUGUGUGUGUGUGUUGAUUUGGGGUUUGUUUGUUUUGGUUUUGGUUUGGUUUUUUGUUUAAUUCUGGAUUUCCCCAAGCUUCUAAUCCUUCUUCUUAAAAAGAACCCUUAAAAAAAAUCUUCGGUUUAUUCACCAUCUACACUAUGUCAGUUGUAUUGCUGUUUCCACCCCUUUUAGUAUGCUCUUAAAGAUAUAAUUGUUGUCAUUUGAGUAAGCAUCUUAAGUAAAAAAAGGAACUCCCAGUGUUAGGCUUUGUAAAUGAUUUUUUUCUUUUCUUUUUUUUUUUUAACUUUUUUUUCUUUUUUUGCUUUGCUUUGUUUUUACAGAAAAUUAACUCCUGGCUAAUCAAAUGAGGAAAGAAAUGAUCUUUUUAAAGUUUCUUUUGUGUUAGAUAUUGUAUUAGAUAUUGUACUAGGGACCUCCAUUUAUGACAGACUCCUUUUUUAACUUUCUUUUGGGGAAGGUAGUAACACAUAAAGUAGUUCAGUCAUGUCAAGUUUGUCUGGGGUGGCGUGGAGCAGUCACAUAGUUGAGUGUAGAAAGUUUGAAGCUAUAGAAGAAAACACUUGGUCAUUUCUUUUGAAGAACGAAAUUUUUGAACCCUAAAAAUUACAUCAUUUUUUUUAGAGAUGAAAAGCUUGUGGACUCCUACAAAAUAUGUUGUAUUUAAAAUACAUCUGUUAAAACUUAAAGUGUGAUUUUUGUGUUGAAUUUAUUGAAAUUUAAGUAUUCCCUUAAUCAGUGAAGGACAACUCUUAUUAUUUAUUACUUAGAGCAAUUAUAUACUUUCCUAUUAGAAAUUUUGGUAUUGGGACAAUGGUUAAGCAGGCUAUUAUUGUAUAGUAUAGAGUCCUUAGAAGAUACGUGUGAGGAAAAGUAGUCUCCUUUCAAAUAAAAGUUAA
Neomonachus schauinslandi (Hawaiian monk seal) is the source of this 1943-nucleotide messenger RNA. It is a transcript of the gene TRA2A, whose product is annotated as transformer 2 alpha homolog. Gene Ontology annotation, cellular component: spliceosomal complex. Gene Ontology annotation, biological process: positive regulation of mRNA splicing, via spliceosome. The coding region runs from base 150 to 995 and encodes 281 amino acids. The record is from RefSeq and is a predicted model, not a curated record. The transcript is spliced from 8 exons. Gene Ontology annotation, molecular function: RNA binding. Lineage: Eukaryota; Metazoa; Chordata; Mammalia; Carnivora; Phocidae.